AUGGAACCCUAUGGAGCCGGCGCGACUGGUCAUUUCCCAUCAAGUCACUUCAUAGAGACUGUAAUCAUUGAAAAAUCCUCUGUGAAGGACAAACAACAGGUGGAUUCAGCUGCUGUCAGAGAUGGAAGACAAACACCUGGUGACUUCAGCAGCCUCUACAGCAAAGACCUUCUCCCAGCAUCAAGCGGUGAGGAGAUUACCAGAGGGUUCCUGCAAGAGCUGGUUAACAUCCUGUUCACUUAUAUCUGCAAGUCAAGUCAGAGGAGCUCCAAGGUCCUAGACUUCCACCAUCCUCACCAGCUAAAGGAAGGACUGGAUGGAUUCAAUCUGAACCUGCCGGACCAACCGGAAACUCUGGAACAGAUACUAGUGGAUUGUAGAGACACACUCAAGUAUGGUGUCAGUACAGGCCAUCCACGUUUCUUCAACCAGCUGUCUUCAGGUCUGGAUGUGAUUGGUACAGCUGCCGAGUGGCUGAUCUCUACAGCCAACACUAAUAUGUUUACAUAUGAAGUGUCUCCUGUCUUUAUCCUCAUGGAGGAGGUUCUGCUGAGAAAGAUGCAAAGCAUCGUGGGAUGGUCCACUGGCGAGGGAGACGGAAUCUUCUGUCCAGGAGGCACAAUAUCAAACCUGUACAGCAUCCUUGUGGCCAGAUACCAUUUCUACCCAGAGGUGAAGACCAGAGGGAUGGGAGUUCUGCCUCAGCUGGGCAUCUUCACUUCAGAGCAUAGUCACUAUUCAGUGAAGAAAUCUGCAGCAGUGCUGGGGCUUGGCACUGAGAAUGUGGUCGUAGUGAAAUGUGAUGAAAGAGGGAAAAUGAUUCCUGCUGAACUCGAGUCCUCCAUUGUUACAGCUCAAGAAAAGGGUGUGGUUCCAUUCUACGUGAAUGCGACAGCAGGCACCACGGUGUACGGCGCCUUCGAUCCUCUUGAUGCCAUCGCAGACAUUUGCCAUAGACACUCGCUGUGGAUGCAUGUUGAUGCAGCGUGGGGUGGAGGCCUGCUGAUGUCAGACAGACACAGGAUGAAACUACAGGGCAUUGAACGAGCCUGGUCUGUAACUUGGAAUCCUCAUAAGAUGAUGGGAGUCCCUCUUCAGUGUUCUGCCAUACUGGUCAAGAAGAGAGGUCUCCUGAGGCAGUGUAAUGAGUUGGGAGCGGAGUACCUCUUCCAGACGGACAAGCCCUACGAUGUGAGCUAUGACACGGGGGAUAAGAGCAUCCAGUGUGGCCGACAUGUGGAUGCCUUUAAACUUUGGCUCAUGUGGAAGGCAAAGGGCUCGCAGGGUUUUGGGGCUCAGGUUGACAAAUGCCUAGAGAAUGCAGAGUAUCUGUAUGAUCAACUGCAGAGGAGGACAGGCUUUGAACUGGUCUACAAAAACAAACCGGAGCACAGUAAUGUGUGUUUCUGGUACACCCCCCCCAGUCUGAGAGGCCUGCCACUGGGACCGGAUAGAGACACAAGACUUCAUCAGGUGGCGCCACAGAUCAAAGGCAGGAUGAUGGAGAAGGGCUCUGUUCUGAUUGGCUAUCAGCCUCUGGGAGCCAAAGUCAAUUUCUUCAGGUGUGUGUUCUCCAAUCCUGCCACACAACAAGAGGACAUCGACUUCCUGCUGGAUGAGAUCAUCAGGCUAGGCCAUGACCUGUGACCUGUAAUAUGAUUGUUUUACUGUGCUACAGCUAUUGCCUCUGCUUUAAAGCACAGUGUGCAAGAUGAGAAUUUGUUAGAAAUUUAAAAAAAAUGAAAUAUCAGCUGAGUGUGAACGCACUGUGUUGACAGACGUCUGUACUGUUUUUUUUGUAAGUUUAAUUGCCACUUUAACUCAUCGUUAAUGCACUUACACAAAAAGGCGUCAAAAAAAAGCUUUGACUUUCCACAAUCAUCUCCGGUUUGGUUGGAUAAAUCCUGAAGACUCCCAUCAGCCAACAGGUCCACAGCUAACUGAGCUACUUGCUAACAGCUGCUAGUCACUAGAGCGGUGAGAAUAAGUUGCAGUUAGUGAAUGUUUCCCCCUAAAAGUACCUUUGAAGUCUACAAAUUAAAACCUUUAACAUAAUACAUUUACCAGUUAAUUGAACAGCAUUUUUUUUUUUUGGAGGUUGAACUUUUACAAUCAUUGUUAAAGGUCAUCUCAUUCAAGUAAAUCUAUCUGAAAAUGUU
Molecule: messenger RNA, 2159 nt
Organism: Acanthopagrus latus (yellowfin seabream)
Lineage: Eukaryota; Metazoa; Chordata; Actinopteri; Spariformes; Sparidae
Gene: gad3
Product: glutamate decarboxylase 3
Exons: 17
Coding region: 1-1647 (548 amino acids)
Biological process (GO): carboxylic acid metabolic process
Cellular component (GO): cytoplasm
Molecular function (GO): carboxy-lyase activity; pyridoxal phosphate binding
Source: RefSeq, a predicted model, not a curated record